This is a messenger RNA of Scatophagus argus, 1698 nucleotides long. RefSeq names its product angiopoietin-related protein 5-like. The record is from RefSeq and is a predicted model, not a curated record. The transcript has 7 exons. Gene Ontology annotation, molecular function: receptor tyrosine kinase binding. Lineage: Eukaryota; Metazoa; Chordata; Actinopteri; Scatophagidae. Gene Ontology annotation, biological process: angiogenesis; Tie signaling pathway. The coding region runs from base 737 to 1528 and encodes 263 amino acids.
AUACAUAGUGUCAUAUACAGGGUUGGUUGCACAGUCUAUGCUGAAGCUGAGUAUUGAGACUUUGGAGGCAGUGAUAUGCUCACAGUGUCUCCCUGCUUUGGUCACUUUCCUCCUGUUUCACAGUGUGCAUUUACCUGAGAUGGAGCUUUUAUGGCGCAUGGUCAUAUAGUAAGUCAUUAGCUCUAUGGGCUACCUCCUGAUGACACUAGAGUAAGAAUUAGGGGAGUGAAAUGUCAUUGUAUUUUGUGAAACAGUGUGUUUUCUGAAAUGUUGUCGCAUUUUGUGAGAUGUUGCGUUUAGACCUUCAGGGCCGCCAUAGUUUAUUUGAGAGUAGAAAUGUUUUAUCUCAUGCGAUCACACAGGCAUAAGGACACACUUUAUAGUGUGUCUACUAUCUAUCUGUGGUUAAUUGCACUGUUUCAGGCUUCAACAACACAGCAAGUAUUUCUUCUGUGAGUUAGAACAUUGGUUGUGUUGAGUCAUGAGUCCAGAUGGUAAAAGCCAGAGAAGCAAGCCUGUAAACACCUCUGGGCAUAUUUUAACACAGCCGUGUUGAAAUGGCACAGUUGUAAAAAAUGUGUGUGGAGUGAGAUGACUGGUUCCGUUGUUCGGGUUGAGUCUGCAGUGUUUAUCGUGAGCAAGAGGAAGGGGUGGUAGAUUAGCUGGUGGAAAAGGGUGUAACUGUUGUGGAGUUCAGGAUACAAGGUUCAUUUAACACGCAGAAAAUCAGGACAAAAUGAAGAGCCUGACUGCCUGCUGUGUGUUCACUUUGGCAUUUCUUCUGAGCUGCACAGAGCAGACUAAGAAACAGCAGACUGCAGUUCCCUCUCAAGGAACAGAAUGCACACAGAUUAAGGCUCUUUCACCACAAGCAUCCAGUGGGGUUUAUGUAAUCCAACCUCCUGGAGUUAAGACCCCAUUUAAGGUCUACUGCAUAAUGCAACCAGAUGGAGGAUGGACAGUGUUUCAGAGACGCAGUGGAGGAGCAGUUUCCUUUAACAUGAAAUGGGCAGCAUAUAAAAAUGGUUUUGGAAACCUGACACAGGACCACUGGCUUGGCCUGAAAAAUGUUUACUCUCUGACCAAGAACAAGAGCAAGAAGUGGAUCAUGAGGGUCGACCUGUGGGAUCAUGAAGGUGGCACUGCUUUUGCCCAGUACAAAAACUUCAGACUGGGCAGUGAGAAAGCAGCUUACAAACUGCACGUCGGGAAAUACAGAGGAAAUGCAGGUGAUGCCAUCCGUGGUGCCUAUGGUGGGAUUGAUCAGAAUGGUUAUGGCUUCAGCACCAUUGACCGUGACAAUGAUGGCUGCUCCCCAUGCAUCUUUGGUGACAUUGCCGAGACUGAAUGUAGCUUUUCAGAAGGUGGUGGCUGGUGGUACAGCCGCUGUGGCUCUGCCAGAUUGAAUGGCGACUGGCAUCCUGCCAGUGACAAUAUUGGUUGGGCGUCAGGCCUCCACUGGGAUACCUGGAAAACUGAUGCUCCUUACUCUGUCAAAGCUACCAGAAUGAUGAUCAAGUCUGUGUGAUUUAACUUCAUGCUCCCUAUUCUCUUUCUUUUAUUUCUUUAUCUCUUCAUAUCAGAAAAAGUAACUGCUCUUGAAAAGAAGAUAUCUAAAAUAGAAAUUUAGCUGAAAAUUAUACGGAAAUUUGUUUUGUGCCAGUGUUCAAUCAGGUUAUCACUGAGGUAGUCCUGUAA